CCUUUUUAUGGGCUGCUACUUAGUUCGCAGUGAAGCCACGGUUUCUCCUUAAACUGCUGCUUAUUUCCCAAAAAGUUAUUAAGAAACGGGUCGUCGAGUAAGUACAGGAGUGAAAUCCUGUUCCCCACACGUCCACAUCCUGCUCCCUCUGCCCACGGGCUGGUGGGUUCCUCCUGCGAUAACAAUGUCACAACCUCCUGUGUCAACACACAGCACGUUAAGAUGCCGCCUUUGGCAAAAAUGUUCCGUUCCGUUUUCCAUCUUCCCUGGUGGUUUUCUUAAACCAGUUAAUACAGUGAAUUGGUUUCUGUGGAGUUGUUUCUUACAUGCAUUCAGUCCACCAUUGUCAAGUUGUGGGUUAACACUACGGUGAAUACGUCACACAGUUUGCUGCACAGCGAGUAAGGGAUGACUUGAUCAGGUGCUGUGCACUGAAUUUCUCAUGGAAGCACAUCAGCAGACUAACUGGUAGAAAACGUCCAGCAUGACUCUGUGUAGGAAAGUGGACAGAUUAAAAUAGAGGAAGUGUGGAAACAAACAUGUGUCCCAAAAUCCCUGUUAUUGCACAAAUGGUUUUAGUUUGAGAAUAGACCAUUAUUACACCUGUUUUUUGUAAAGCUAGUCGUCUAGUUGGAAGUGUUCAUGAUUUACUAAUUUCUCUAAUUGGACUUUAUUGAAAAAGUUGUGAUGAGGUGAUUCUAAUGGCAGUUUUGGUUUUGACAUAAAAUUUGUCUGAUUUUUAGUAACUCUAAAUCCCUCGUGAUAAUUUGUUUCAGAUCUGAGAACAGAACUGAGUGAUUCUGUCAGAUGAGAUGAACGUGUCUCUUCAAGUAACCACACUGUCAACAUGCUGUAGUGCCAAACUGUCACCCUAAUGUCUCUCAAACACUGGCAGCCGUCAUGACUCUGAGUCAUUAGAGUCACGUGAAGUGGCCAUGACUGGUUUUGUUACAGGGUUAUUUUGUGACCUUUGCUCAUCAUUGUCCCAAGUGAAGAGCCAGGUGUCUGGGCUGCAUUGUUAAUGAUACAAUGAUGUGUUUCAUCUGGCUCCGACUGAGAGCUGCAUUUAAAAACAGACUGACUGUUGCAAUAAGGCCACAAGAGUAGUAUUUGUCAUGAGUCAUCAGUGUGGUAACAGUACUACAGACAGAAGAACCACCCUUUACAACUAACUCUGCAAAGUGUAAAAUACAUUUUCAUAAUCAGCCGUUUAGAAAAUGUCUCCAGUGGAUCUAAAUGUGUAUCAGUAGCAAAACCCUGUGUUGUGCUGUCAAAAAGGGAAGAGCUGCAUAUGAAAAGCGAAGUUGAUGCCGCACGAGUUUACUUUGUAUUUAAAAAGCUGGAGAGGUGGAGCGCUCUCUGCUCAGGACUCGCAGCGCGGCGUCAGACCAGCAGCACCUUCCUCCUGCUGCACACGGAGCAUCACAGCACCUCUAACCAGCAGCAGAGUGGGUCUGCUUCUUCCAUGGCUGCAUUUGCAGUGACCAAGCCGGCAGCGUCUGCUACCAGGCCUCGUGUGCAGAGUGGAACCUCUGCUGUUGUGAUACCAGCGGUUCUUAUCUGUGCAAAGUUAGCGUGAUAAUUUGAUCUAUUUCUUCCUGUGCUCUUGAUUUAAACGCUUGACACUGAGAGAUAUGUCAUUUAAUUUCCUGCACAGCUUCAUCAAGCGCUUAAUCAGGCACACGAACCUGCCACUGCAUAAUGUUUGGCUCUGGGUCACUCCUGUGGUUGAUGACACUGAAUUAAUCACGUGAUGUUUUUCAGAUUCUCUUCCAGCCUUUUAUUCAGCUGUUAGACAGCAGUUGUGCCAGUUUAAUGAAAAGCACGAGAUUCCUUUAGGGGCAAACGCACAAAGAGACUUCAUUGAGGAAGAGCUUUAAAUUAUCUGGUGUCUGUCAACUCUACUCAUGAUAAAACUUGUUACGAGCCCAGAUGUUCUCUAGACAACAUAUUCUGCGCUAUUCUUUCUAGUGACAUAUCUGCAGAGCUGGGCGAUUCUUGCAGAGUAGGAACACCCUCAUUUUCCUUCAGCCUCUGUGGUUUGUGUUGAGUUCUAUCUGAUGCAGUCACCAAGAGGAGCACAGAGAUGACAUGUAGAAACAGGAAGCAUCUGUGAGUGUGUCGCCCGUUCCGCAAAGUCUUGCUGGUUCUCGUCGUGGGCUGGAGUCUUUAAAAACAAGCAGUAGUCACGAUUGAGAAACAUUCACUGUAGUUUUACUGGGAUGGGAUUUAAUGGGCAGACUGCGUUAACAGGUCAGAGCAUGCUCUGUUCAAUCAGAUCAUUCUGUACCUGCAGGUACAGAAAGUUUCACCAACAGCCACUGAGCGUUUCACAGAUAAGUGUGUCGUCGUCAGCGUGACCUGCAUGAAGCCCUUCUGUCUCUGUUGGCUGUGCAUCCUACCAUGACCGGCGUGUCACGUGCUCUAAGUCUCUGGAUGUACAAGGAGGCUUCUCUGUGGUGUUCCUGGCUCGUACGCACAGCGGCGUCCGCUGCGCCCUCAAAAGGAUGUACGUCAACAACGUCCCAGAUCUGAACGUGUACAAGAGAGAGAUCACCAUCAUGAAGGAGCUGUCAGGACACAAGAACAUUGUUGCCUACCUGGACUCUACAAUCAACGCAGUGUCAGACAGUGUCUGGGAAGUUCUGAUCCUCAUGGAGAACUGUAAAGCGGGUCAGGUGGUGAAGCAGAUGAACCAGCGGUUGAAUGUGGGCUUCAGCGAGGCUGAGGUCCUCCACAUCUUUUGUGACACCUGCGAGGCCGUCGCUCGCCUGCACCAAUGCAAGACGCCCAUCAUCCACAGAGACCUGAAGGUUGAGAACAUCCUCCUGAAUGACCAGGGGAGCUACGUGCUGUGUGACUUUGGCAGCGCCACUCACAAGAUAUUGCUGCCACAAAAAGACGGAGUGACGGCCGUGGAGGACGAGAUCAAGAAGUACACGACUCUGUCCUACCGGGCGCCGGAGAUGAUCAACCUGUACGCAGGCAAAGCCAUCACCACCAAGGCUGAUAUCUGGGCACUUGGAUGCUUGUUGUACAAGCUGUGUUUCUUCACACUUCCAUUUGGGGAGAGUCAAGUUGCCAUAUGUGACGGAACCUUUAUCGUUCCAGAUAACUCCAAGUUCUCCUUCAAGUUGCACUGUUUGAUCCGAUACAUGCUCGAACCAGACCAGGAGAAGAGACCAGACAUCUAUCAAGUGUCCUACCUUGCCUUCAAGUUAGCUGGAAAAGACUGUCCAGUGCCAAAUCUCUUCAACUCUCCCAUUCCCACCACGCUCCCAGAGCCUCUGACAGCCAGCGAGGUGGCUGCUAAGAAGAGUAUGACGAAAGCCAGGAUAACUGACUCUGUGGGACCAACAGAAACAUCCAUAGCUCCCAGACAGAGACCGAAAGCAGCCAACAGUAAUGUCCUGCCUCUCACCAACACUGUAACCCCUGUAAAGAUGACCGUGCCUUCAGCGUCUGUCAGCAACGGCCAGAAAGCUCCCACCCCUGGCUCCGGGCAGCCGUCCGUGCAGCCCCAGCCCAGCUCUCAGCAGCACCGAGUUCUGCAGCAGCUGCAGCCUGGUGAUCUGCGUCUGCAGCAGCUGCAGCAGCAGCAGCAGCAUCACCAUCCGCAGACAGUGCAGCUGCAGCAGCAGCAUGCAAAUGCACAGCAACUCCAGUACCUCCAGUAUCAACAGGCUGUGCAGCAGUCGCUCCAGCAGCAGCAGCAGCAGCAGCAGAUGAUGAUGAUGCAGCCCAUGUACCAGCAGCAGGUGGCUCAGGCUCAGUACGCAGCCAUGCUGCACCAGUAUCAACAGGCUUUUGUCCAGCAGCAGCAGCAGCAGCACCAUCAACAUCCGCCGCAGCAUCCUCCCGCUCAGCAGCCUCUCCCCUACAUGUCCUCCCCUCUUGAGUUCCAGGUCCCCCUGGGGUCCUAUAAUGCCACCACGCCCACUGCUGGACCCGGCCACAUAGCAGGACCAUCACCUGUCGAUCAUUCAUACACUAACGCCAGAAACCCCCUGGUUGUCACCGACGGGAUCACUCCGCCCCCCCAGAGCUGCAGCAGUGCAGUCAGCAACCCGCCAGACAUGUCGCGCUGGAACCCUUUUGGGGAAGACAACUUCUCCACGUUGACGGAGGAGGAGCUGAUCGACCGGGAGUUUGACCUGCUCAGAGCAAACAAGCCAGUGGAGCGGACGGCCAGCGUGGACGCCGAGCGCUCACAGCCUGCAGCCUCAGAGGACCUGUUCGGCUCCGUCCCCUUUGUGGCCAGCACAGGUACCAACGCGAUGCUGAUGGAGGAAACAGUCGAGGAUGCUGCUGCUCCUGUCUCCACCAGCGCAGCAGCAGCAGCAGCAGCAGCAGCAGCAGCCAAGGAGCCCAGACAAAGGAAGACCAACUGCCGACCGGGAGAAGAGUCCGACAGCGACUUCGAGUCUGACCCUCCCUCACCAAAAAGCAGCGAGGAAGAGGAGCCGGAGGAGGACGAAGCCCUCAACAGCGAGCACGGCGACGACACCGAGCCAGAGAAUCUAGGACAGAGGCCUCUGCUGAUGGACUCUGAAGAGGAGGGCGAGGACGACGAGGACAAGCACAGCUCAGACUCAGACUUUGACCCCAGCAGGGUCAAAGGUCGCUCCAGGAAAGCCCUCAAAGCGGCUACGAGGCGUCCUCCAGGAAACGCCGGCGCCGCUCUGAUCACGCCCCCCGAGUCGCCGGCUGGAGCGGGAGCCGCCGCGAAGGCUGUAGACGUGUUCGGCGCCGUCCCGUUCCUCCAGGAGGAGGCGCCCGUCGGGCCUCCAGGCACCGACAUCUUCUCCAAAGCCCCGUUCAGGCAGACGAGCCACGAGCGCCGCGCUGCGGACGAGUUCGACGUCUUCACCAAAGCGCCGUUCAGCCGGAACCUGUCGCGGUCGAGCAGGAGCGGCAGCGACGUCCACAUGGGCCACACGCCGCCCGUGUCCCCGGAGGACGUGGACGUCUUCGGCUUCUCCCCCUUCCAGCCCGGCUCGGCGGCGCCUCCCACCACGUCCAGAAGCGCAGACGACAUCUUCCGGCCGGCGCCGGGCGAGUCGAGCAGCCCUCAGCAGCAGAGGCUGAAGCAGCGGAGCCUCCAGAAGCUGUCGUCGCGCCACAGGAAGACCAGGCAGGAGGCGGCGGGCGGCACCAACGGCAAACGGCACCACGGCACGCCCACGGGGGCCCGCAAGGCCGGCAAGCCCACCUACCGCACCCCCGAGAGGGUCCGCAGGCACAAGAAGGUGGGCCGGAGGGACUCGCAGAGCAGCAACGAGUUCCUCAGCACCUCCGACUCCAAGGAGAACAUCAGCCUGGACAUAAGCAUGACCGAGGACAAAGGAGCCGCUCUGUCAGUGGACGAGGCCCUUUUGGACCCGUUCGGAGCCCGGCCCUUCCACCCGCCGGACGGCGGCCGGCACGGCCAGUACCCGGGCCUCUGCGAAGGGAAGAGCGACGUGGGCCCGGCUAAUGGCCGGUCCUGGACGGGCUCCCUGCACGGGGAGCCCAGAACCAUGGAUGACUUCGGGGCGGUGCCCUUCACAGAGCUGGUGGUCCACGGUGGACCCCAGCAGCCGAGCUCACAGCCGCUGGAGCCGGACCCGUUCGGAGCGGCGCCGUUUCCUUCCAAGCAGUAACUCUUGGUUCCUCCUGGUUUGGGAUCGUGGAAGUCGAGGCUCUGACGACCUGAAGCUCUUGUUAAAUACUUCAGUGCUGUGCGUCCACGUGUCUUUUAGCUGGAUCCAUUUGCUGAGAAGCCUUUUUUGGCGCGUCUUCUCCUUUCUAGUCGUUUGAACUGGACAGAGACUCAUACUGUGAUUAGAAGCUUCAUCUAAAGCGCCUCAUGGCCUUCACAUCUACCAAUGAUCCCUUGUUUUAGCACCACGAAGCCUUACCCGAGCUCGGCUCUGCCUUGCUGCACAGUACCUCGGAACCGUGACCCCGUCGGCCCCCUUGGCCCCCGGCGGCUCGGCUGUUUGGGAGUUGACCUUUGACCUUAACCACUUUUUUUACUCACUAGACGUUUCUAUGCAUAACUUCCAGUAUCUGUAGAUGAGUCGUGAGACGGGAUCAAUUGCUUUACAGGUGAAUGUGUCGGCUACAGGUUUUAAGUUUGCACCAUUUGUAAGUAGCGCUAAAGUUAUUUUAUGAUGUUCAGAGUGUAAGAAGUACAACAAAACCACAACCGAGCACUAGUUUGGUCUGAGGUCGGAACUUGUCAAAGCUGAAUCAGCCUGGUCGUAGUGAUGUUCAGUGAGUAGCACUCAACCCAAACCUGUGAUGUCAGACUGACGUGACUUUAGCUUGAAGAUUGUUCCUACGAUGUUAUUGAGCGCAAACUGGUUCGUGCUGCUUUCCAGGGUUUUCUACACUUGGACGUCAUCAGAGCUGCAGCCGCGUCCUUCUAUCGACACCAUGCGACUUUCUCAGCCUCCCUGUUGAUCACGGACAGUAAAAGCACCGCUGGGCGUGUUGCGUUCAGGAUGAGACGGGACGUUCAGGUGCUUGAUCUUCCCAGACUAGUUUUGCUCUAACAGCCUUAAGCACUGCAUCCGUACAGAACCACUGGUGUUUGUUUGUUAAAACACAGUUUUUGUUUUUAUACAUUUACUUUCUUUUGCCCUUCACAGGGUGAAGCUUGUAUUUAUCACACUAUACUGGUGUUUGACGCAAUAAAACCAUUCAUCUCAGCAGGUCA
Betta splendens (Siamese fighting fish) is the source of this 6703-nucleotide messenger RNA. It is a transcript of the gene bmp2k, whose product is annotated as BMP2 inducible kinase. Gene Ontology annotation, biological process: protein phosphorylation. The coding region runs from base 2508 to 5642 and encodes 1044 amino acids. Gene Ontology annotation, molecular function: protein kinase activity; ATP binding. The transcript is spliced from 17 exons. Lineage: Eukaryota; Metazoa; Chordata; Actinopteri; Anabantiformes; Osphronemidae. The record is from RefSeq and is a predicted model, not a curated record.